Messenger RNA from Maylandia zebra (zebra mbuna), 2429 nucleotides. RefSeq names its product 3-monooxygenase/tryptophan 5-monooxygenase activation protein, gamma polypeptide 1 (gene ywhag1). The record is from RefSeq and is a predicted model, not a curated record. Lineage: Eukaryota; Metazoa; Chordata; Actinopteri; Cichliformes; Cichlidae.
GAAAAGCGCUCGGAGGGGGAGGGGUGUCCCGUCGGCAGGCACACAGACAGCAGGCAGCAGCUGCAGCGACAGGAUCUGGCGCUGUUACUCUGCACUGAAAACUUUCACAUUACGAUUUUAGCUCCGAAAAACACACACACGCAGGUUUAGAAACACUCCACACACUCACACGCACGACCUCUUUCUAAAAUGGUAGACCGCGAGCAACUGGUGCAGAAAGCCAGGCUGGCCGAGCAGGCAGAGAGGUAUGAUGAUAUGGCAGCUUGCAUGAAAUCGGUCACAGAGCUGAAUGAAGCACUAUCCAACGAGGAGCGGAACCUCCUCUCUGUGGCCUAUAAGAAUGUGGUUGGGGCAAGGCGUUCAUCCUGGCGCGUCAUCUCCAGCAUUGAGCAGAAGACAUCAGCUGACGGCAAUGAGAAGAAGAUUGAGAUGGUGCGGGCCUACCGGGAAAAGAUAGAAAAGGAGCUGGAGUCCGUCUGCCAGGAUGUGCUCAACCUCCUCGACAACUACCUGAUCAAGAACUGCAACGAGACGCAGCACGAGAGCAAAGUGUUCUACCUGAAGAUGAAGGGCGACUACUACCGCUACUUGGCCGAGGUUGCAACGGGGGAGAAGAGAGCCUCGGUGGUGGAGUCCUCUGAGAAGUCCUACAGCGAGGCCCACGAGAUCAGCAAGGAGCACAUGCAGCCAACCCACCCCAUCCGCCUGGGCCUGGCUCUUAACUACUCUGUCUUCUACUAUGAGAUCCAGAACGCGCCAGAGCAGGCGUGCCACCUGGCCAAGACAGCUUUCGAUGACGCCAUUGCCGAGCUGGAUACCCUCAACGAGGACUCCUACAAAGACUCCACUCUCAUCAUGCAGCUGCUACGAGACAACUUGACGCUCUGGACGAGCGACCAGCAGGACGACGAGGGAGGAGAGGGCAACAACUAAGGAGUCUAGAACCCCAUUCUGCCAAAACAACACAAACACACGCGCUCACAAAUGAUGACAAAAAUAAUAAUAAUAGUUAAAAUGUUCUUAGAAAUGUAAAACAAAACAAAAAAAACAAAAAAACAAAGGAGGGUGGGUUGGGGGGGCGGUGAAACCUCGGCGGCCUAUUGAAGCCGAUGGUUGCUGACGCGGCUGCAGUUCUUUAUUUUUCCACAGAUUUAAAGUGAAAAAAAAAGGUAGGCAGAUGAAGGAAUUUUAGUUUCAGAAAUAACCUACAGUUAAAGAAAAAAAAACAAUAGAAGAAAGAACCCCCCUCCUUGAUAGCCUCUGCAGCAUUUGCCAAACACUUGUAGAUGCAAGAGGUAUGCCAUUGAUCACAGUGUGACCAUUGGGUAUUGAUACCUUCACACUGGCAGAGACUGGUCUCAUUGUGCAAAUGAAGCUGAGCUGUCUUGCUAUACUCGACGAGGGAGGAGCAUAUAGAAAAUUCAAUUUCGAUGCUUGAGCAGCGGGAAAAAUGGAGUAACCUUGAAUGUCACAAACUUUCUUGGUGAAAGAAAGGGAGGGAGAGAAAGAGAGAGAGCAAGCAGGUGGGUUGGGAGAUGAAGAUGAGCUUUUCUGGGGGUGUUGAACUUCAUUGCGUAAAAACGUACUGACAUCUUUAGUUGCACUGCGUGGGCCCAUGGUCGUUGAAUGAAAAGCAGGUUGUCUCUGUUAUUGAUAACAAACAACAACAACAAAAAAAAUUUGUUUGCUUGUGUCAGGUAUUUGUCCUGCUCAGUCACACGGUCAUACUGUAACUAAAACUACAGAUUCAUAAAGUAAACUUAGUGCAGCUUGUCCCUCUCAUGUGCUGAUGUGCUUUAUUAAAUAAAUUAACUGUUUUUGGACACCCAAUUCUUAUUGUCAGUAUUGUCGUUACUACUUCUAUCGGCUCCUUUUGUUUGUCAGGAAACUAUUUGAUCGAGAUAGUGAAAAAUACCAUCAAUUUUCACCUUUAAGUAAUGCCGUCUUCAAAACAAUUGGCAGGGUCUGAUCUGAAAUGUCACCUGGAACCACAGACCCGAUUAGUGAACAGAGCAUGAUCUGUGGACAGAGAGCACAUGCACUGUUAAAGUGGAAGCUGUAAAAGCAGACAUGAGGUUUGUGGAUUUACUUUGUCUUCAGUUUCUUCUUGGUCGAGAAAAUGCACUUGCCUAUUAUACUGUUUCUUCAGUGUAAGAUGAUAACUGCUCCAAUAGUCUCCAUAAUACAAUCUUGUGCAUGCUAGUGAUGUAUUUAUACAGUAGCUUCAAUUUAUUAACUUAUACUGUAGAUGUUAUGCAUUCAUAUGAACAUGGAAUUACUAGACCUUAAUUGGAUUAUUUUCUAUUUAUUUCUUUUUAUUGCGAUUGUUAGUUAGACCUUAUUUUAAUCUGUGUUUUCUUUACUCUAUUUGCUGAAGUACGCUAUACCAAAACAGUGAUUGUUAACAAUAAAUUGAUCUGUUACGGACA